This is a messenger RNA of Toxorhynchites rutilus septentrionalis, 7464 nucleotides long. RefSeq names its product SH3 domain-binding protein 5 homolog (gene pcs). Gene Ontology annotation, biological process: negative regulation of protein tyrosine kinase activity; intracellular signal transduction. The transcript is spliced from 5 exons. Gene Ontology annotation, molecular function: protein kinase inhibitor activity. NCBI's taxonomy places the organism in Eukaryota, Metazoa, Arthropoda, Insecta, Diptera, Culicidae. The record is from RefSeq and is a predicted model, not a curated record. Gene Ontology annotation, cellular component: cytoplasm. Bases 741 to 2204 code for a protein of 487 amino acids.
CAUCUGGCUGUCACUCGUUUGCUUACUUUCGACCGUGACGGAUGUCUGCGCGUAAUCAUUACCUCCCGGGAAUAGUGGAAAUCCUUCAUUAUUUUGCGCGACUAAAAAUUGAAUUCUGACCUCCGCGUAGUCACCCUUCCACCGAUAAGCACGAAAUAACCGGGCCCCGUUUCGUGAUUUCGUCGGAUUCGUGGCGCGUGUGAGAUUUGUGUACAGUUAAUGGAUGUUUUCUCCAGAACGAAAAAUAUUCCUCCCGAGGUAGAUAGAUUCAGUGUAGGAAGUGGGUCCAGCAGCAGCAGCAGAGUGUCAUCCGUCAAUAUAGUGGAAAAAUAGAGAUCAAUACGGAUUGUGGUUCUUUCUGCUGUCAUCCAAAAUUUGUUAGAUGUGUACUUGCUACACUCCGGGGCUACCACGCGAAGUUAAAAUGUUAAGAGAAGCGAUCGAAGAAUUUCGUCAAUCCAAGCUAAUUAAUGGUCGUUGUUGAUUUGUUGAAAAUGCUCCUAAAAUAAGGAAUAGAAUCAUGGUUCCGGUGCUGGAAUUGCUGAAGGAAAAUCUGUGGCAAAAAAUGGAAUGAAAAGGAAACGAGAUUCAUAAUGGAAAUUGUGCAUUAAAUUUGAAUAAUCCAACUGAAAAAUCCCUUCCGAAAUUAAAUUGUAUUUGCUAUCAUUUCGGUACGCUUGAGUAGAAUCUAGAAAAGCAGAAAAGUUUGUAUAAUCGUGUCUUGCCAUAGUCGGAUUAAAAUGGAAUCUUCAAGAGAUACUGAAGCAGAUGAAAACACCGAAUUAGACCCACGAAUCCAGAUUGAACUGGAGAAUCUCAACACGGCAACGGAUGAUAUUAACAAAAUCGAAAUCGAGCUGGAGGAAGCCAAAUCAACCUUCCGCAUCCUGAUGAACGAAUCCACCCGAAGGCUGAAACUUUCGUCCAAGAAGCUCGGUAGCUGCAUCGACAAGGCCCGGCCAUACUACGAGGCGCUGGACAAGGCCAGAGCGGCUCAGCUGGAAUGCCAGACGGCGGCCAUCAAGUACCAGCGCGCGAACGAGAUACACGCGGCGGCGAAGGAAACGGUGGCGCUGGCGGAGCAACGCUUCAUGAGUAAUUCGCACGAGUGGCAGUUCGAUAACGCCUGGCAGGAGAUGCUGAAUCAUGCCACGAUAAAGGUGAUGGACGCCGAGAAGCAGAAGGCGGAUAGUGGAGCCGAGCAUCAGAGGAAGGCUAAAAUAUUUCAGGAAGCUGAACUGAAAGUACAACAACUGGAGGAACGCUGCCGGCGCAGCAUCCAGAAAUCGCGGCCAUAUUUCGAAGAGAAGCAGCUGUGCCAGGAACAGCUCGAAGCCCAGAAGGGUCGAAUCCAGCAGCUGGAGGAACAAAUUUCUGCGGCCAAGACCGCCUACGGUACCGCCCUGCGCAACUUGGAGCAAAUCAGCGAGGAGAUCCAUAAACAGCGGGGUGAUCUGAGUAUGGCUGCCCCAUCGGGUCCUCGAGAACCUGGUGUCGGGGCGGAACUGUCCAGUUUGUCCCCUUCGAGUUCCAUGAAGCUGAGCUCGCCUGGUGCCAGCAGUAGUGGCAAUAACUACAAUUACAGCUGUAAUAUGCCGGACAUAUCGACUGAGCUGGAUAAGUGUGAAAUCCACUCGGUGGGAAGCACCUCGCUGGCAACCAGUUCGGCCGUUAGCGAAAAAGAUCCCACCGAUGAUGAUUACAUGAACGAUGCGGAUCUCAAUCUGGAGUUGCUGCGGCAGAAGGUGAAAACGCUGGCUGUUCGGCCGGUGGAAGGUGGAGAUGGUCAGCAGCAGGAGCAGGAGAUUUGGGAGCAUGAACUGAACGCCACCGUAGAUAAACUAGAUCAUCUAAUGAUGCUGAGGGAAUGCUCCCGCAGCAGCACAAAUGCCAUCUCACCCGCCAGCGGCAACAACAGCCAAUCGAACUACGUCAGUUUGCCAACCACGCCAAAGCACCACCAUCAGGCACAAUCACCGGUGCGCUCCGAACAGCAGAAGAUAAAGAUGUUCAAGAAGCUUGACCCGCUACCGCUGGCUAACGUUUCGAUGUAUGCGCUUCCAACCUAUCUCAGCAGCGGUGGGGUGAAACAGCAGUACCCCACACUGACGGUCCCCAUGGGACAAAACGACCUGGUUACGCCACGUAACGAAUCUGCCGGUGCCAUGUUUGGGUUCAAGAGCAAACGGAAAAUGUCCAUGUAAAAUUAACUCUUAAUCUAGGCGGUAAGCAAAUUAAGCCAUCGUGAAGGCAUAUGAGUAAAAGUGUGUUAAUCUCUACUGAUUCAGAGAAUUGGGAUGAUGCUAUUUUUAACGCCUUGUAGUUCUGCCAAGAGGUCCACUGGCUAUCCGCGUUAGAUGGAAUGUUCUUUCGUGUUAUUGAUUGAUUUGUAAGAUAUUUUUGCUGUGUUUUAUUUGUAUAAAAUGAUUAGAGGUGAAGCGAGCUGGUGUAACGAAGAAACAAUCUCGAAUAGAGAAUUCAAUGGAAUACAAGAUAUGUUAACGGUUAGCAUUCAGAAUAGCGCAGUCGGUUUUGAAAAAAAUGGCUUCGAUAUUAGCUUUCGAAUAUUAGAUAUUGAUUCUCUGUGUGUUACUGAACGAAAGUUUAAAAUUAUUUCGAUUGUUCAGAUUCGUUGAAAAUAAUGCGAGUUUUUUUUCGUAUCAGUAAUCAAAAUUGAACAUUCUUCGAGCAAUGCCAUUUUCGACAAUAAUAGAAACAUAAAUAUGUCGGUGCUAGCGAAACUUUCUACAGGAUUUGGUUCUUCACGAUUGCACACAGAAAACUCUAAAUGAGAUCUGCAAAAAUAUUACAAAAUGUAAACGAUAUCAAGUGUAAUCUUUCGCUUUUUGCAGUGGGCUGGAACCGUUCCUCAUUUUCGUUUUUGAAGGGGAUGUCCUUUUUAUAAUAUUGAGUUCCAAAAGAGUCUAGGACAAAUUUCAUGCCAGCUCGUCUUAGGAGUUGGCAGCACCAUCUCAGGUAGCAGUAGAACGUUGUGCGUGUUAAGACAUGGGUCAUUUAAGGUGAAGGUAGAAGGAAGCCACAAACGGCUGCCACAAUGGCGCUCAUUUCUUUCAUCUCCCUCCCUCACCCCUCGCCCGAAAAUCAAUAAUUUUGCGAAACAGUAUGAAGAAAAUGAUCGUUUUCGCACACUUCCCAUCAAGUAACAUCAAUCAUUACUCACCGAUUACUCACAAGAUAUUAAAUUUUCAUCUGCCGUCGCAAUGUAUAGUGAAAAACGUCGGAAAACUCGAGCUAGUGCUCUGAAAGUUAAAGUUUCAUUUUUCAAUUUUCCGCAAUGGUUUUGUUUGUAUUUUCGAAAGCAAAGCACUGAUGCCAGACAACAUCAUCGAAACAGCUUUAAAAACCAUUCAAUAAAAUAUUAUUCCUGAGUCAUGGCGUUUCAUGUAAUGAAAAUCAAUAAAAUAAAAUUGUUUUGAUUCAAUACAAUUAUUGUUAAAUGGGUUUAUAAUGUAAGUUUUAGCUACUUCAAUUUUGGUUAAGAAAAUUGUAUUGAAGAGCUCGGAACACUGCCACGGUUGCCUCUGCUGUUAAAUAUAGUAAACGGAAAAGUAUUACAUUCAAUCAAAAUACCUCGGCCAACGAAGAGAAGGGUUAAAGCUCUCCAACGUGGAUAUGUGAAAAUAAAUACGAUCAACGAGGGAAAAUAUUAAGGAAUUAUGAACAACGAGUUACUGUGCGGAAGAACUUGAAUAAAAAAAGAGCCCCAAUUCGCAUGUGCUAUAAAUUUGCUCAUGUUACGCUCGCGUAUAAUCAGAAUUUUAUUUCAUAUGCAAAUGCACCUUCUAUAUAUAUAUUUAUACUUGCAAUUGUUCAUCGAAACACAUCGUUCAUACAUUUUACUUCAGUAUUGAAUUGGUAUAUGAAGUGCCACACAGUCUGAUAAAUGAAUUGAUCUAUUUACAUACAAGAAUCAGAACAAACUGUGUGAUCUGCUCUUCUCUCACAAACACUGUUACCCCAUGAAAACAUGUGUUUUUACCUAUACUACUACAAUGGUUUCCUUCCACCUUCUCCUCAAGCAACUUUGCAUACUUGAAAUAUUCAAACAAGAAUUUGACUACUUUUUGGAAAGGGCCAAUAAAUUUUUCUUGUUUUUUUUUCAAAAAAAAUUAGAUACCUACAAAAUUCUGGUCAAAGGAUAAAAUGUAAAAAAUUGUUCAAAUUUUCACAAAAAAUAUCAAAUAUAAAAAAAAUUGCUGAAAAAAAAUUAUUUGAAAAAUUAAAAUUCAUUUUGCUCAAAAACGUAUUUUUCGAAAAUUCAAACAAAUAUAUAUGAAUAGCCCUUACAAUUUACAACAUGUCGUCUUUACAUAGGAAAAUGGUCACUUUCACAGGGAAAAAGUUAUUCCAACAACAACUUUUUCAUGUCUUUGAAAAAAUUACAACAAACCCUAAUUUUGUUUAAAGUGAAGAUGGCGGUAUAGUGUAUUCGACAAAGUUUUAGAUGGUAUUAAAAUAUGAACUUUUAUCGAAGACGUCAACUUUCUACCUUUUAUAGUUUAAGGCAUUUUUGUAUGAAGACUUCCGAAAAAAUAAUGUUUUACUCGUAUCAUUUUUGUGUGUAAAUUCCGCGUUUGACAUGUUCUUGACAUGUUUUUGAAUAGAAAAAAAAAAACUUCUUAGAACAUGUAAAUCGCGAUAAUUUAUACAUAACAAUGUUACGAGUUAAAUAUUUAUAGUAAUUUCUCAAAGAAAACUUGUAGAGGUUGUUGUCAGAAAAACUUUUUCCCUAUAAUGGUGCUCAUCUUCCAAUGGGUGACUUGUUGGAAAUUGUAAGUACUUGUAUAUCUAUUUUUCCAGAAUUUUAAAAAGGCAUGUUUUCGAGAAAAAAGUUUUUUAAUUUUCAUUUUUUUUUCAAUGUAAUUUCUUUUCAAAAAUAUGUUUGAUAUUUUUUAAUUGAAAUUCGUAGAUCUUAUAGUUUUUUAACCCUUUGCAGUCGUUUGUCUGCUCUCAGUCACCACAGCAAGAAAUCUUUCUAAAUACUGUUGUCUUGUGAACUGUUUCACUGAAGUAUACUGAGUUUCUAUUAACAAUAGAUAACGGUACUCGGUAUAAACAAAAUAUUUUUAGCGUGGAAAGAUAGAAGGAUCUCUUUCGAGGAAAAUUUCAAUCGCAAAGGGUUAAAUUAAAAUUUUUCGAAAAAAAACGUUGAAAAAACUCAAAAUUUCAAAAAAAAUCUUACACUAAAUCUAUCAGACCUAUAAAAUUUUAGUCUAAGAAUGAAAUGUGAGAAAUUAUUUAUGUUUUCAUGAAUAGUGUCUUGUGGGAAAUCGAUAUAUUUUUUAAAAUUUUUUAAAAAUACGUUUUUGAGAAAAAUGAGUUUUAUUUUUUGAAAUAAUUUUUUUUCAGCGAAAUUUAAAAAAAAUGGUGGUUUGAAUUUUGAAAUUUGAACAAUUUCAUACUUUGACCACUUUGAUACUUUGACCAGAAUUUCGUAGGUAUUAUAUUUUUUGAGUUAUAUUUUUAUGCAAAAAAUAAAAAAAAAAUGUUGGCCCUUUCCAAAAAGUAGUUUAAUUCUUUUUUGAAUAUUUCAAGUAUGCAAAGAUGCUUAAAAGAUCCAUGUAUUUACACCAACAACGUUUCACUGCUAUCUGAGAUGGUACUGACAACGGCCAGUCGAGUUGGCAUGAAAUUCGUCCUAGUUCCUCUUCCGUCAUGUGACUUCCUUAUGAACGGAACGUAAUCUUGAAAAUUAUUGCAUACUCGUAUGGUAUGUUGGGGAUAAGGCUCUUCUAGCUUGGUUUUGAGUUCACAGCUGCAAAUUUCUUUCCAAAUCAAGAACUUCCUGGCUAAUUCAUCAGCAAAAACAAACUAAAAUUUUCUGCAGACAUCUCUUCUGUCAGUGGCCUUACAUAAUUUCAGGUCUGGGAACUGUCCAUAAUCCAUCUUCACGUACGUUUCGUCAUCCAUAAGCAUGCAUCCUUCGUACUUCGUCAAAACCUUGUUGUACAACUUUUGAGUGCGUCUUUUGGCCACAAGAUUUAGCUUCAACGUUCUGUUUGGUUGAAGCUAAAUCUUGUGGCCAAAACUGGACUGCUUUUUAACUGGGCGAACGCUAACUGUUCUUUGGCCAGUUAAAAAACAGAAUUUCGUAAACAAUAGACGCCAUUUUCAAUUUGAAGAUUUGCUGUGUGGGGUAUUCGAAUGCAAUUUGAGAUGUUAUAAAAAUUCACAUUAUUUUCGCAGGAUAAAAAUAUUGAUUAACUCACAGAAAAAUAAUUUCCCCAAAUUAUAUAUCAUACCUGUUGUCGCACUCAAUGCAAAAAUUCCAGUGGAAACCUUCUUUUUAUCCAAUUUCACGAUCAACACAACUCAAACAAUUUAUUGAAGUUUCCCUCGAUUUUAUUUGACGUUUUACAUGCCGGUCCAGUUAAAAAGUGAAUUUCGAAAACUGGUCUUCCCUUUCGCCCAGUUAUCGAAUGAUUACUGUAGUUGUAAAUUAGUUUAAAUCAGUAUGAUUGAACGCGUAGUCUACAGUAAAUAUCUAGAAAUAGAAACAGUUUGGAACCAUAAGCCGUUUGUAGACAAACUUUCGUUAGGCUUGGAUGUUAUUUUUUGAAUAAGAAAUUGUGAUUUUUUUCACGUUUGUUUAUAUUACAUACUUGCCAAAUAGAAAAAACAGGACCGUUUUUGUUCAGUCAUUCGUUAAUAACACACAAAAAUCAAUAACGGAAAUUGUGUCAGAACCUGCAGAGUAACAUUGCAGAUACUAGUAGAUUGAGUACAAAUUCUGAUAAACGUAUACUCGAACCGUAAAUAUACGUAUUAGCAACAGAAAACAUCCAAUAUUUGCAAUCCAAGAAUAGAAGAAACUAUAUUUUUAUCACCACUCACUCGGUAUGAUUCUUGAUUAAUCCCGCAGGACUGCUACGCAGUAAAAACCAAAAGAUAACCGUUGAUGAUGGUAUCCAGUACGUGGUACGUUUUCUUGACUAAUCGUUACGAUUUACUGAACUCACACGCUGACAAUGAAUUAAGAUCUAACGUGAUGAAAGCUUUAUUACUGUUUAAAAAAGAAGUGAGAAUAUUCUGAUAGAUACUAGGAGUACUAACUAAUAUAUGUAGAUGAUACAUUUUAAAGGUGAUGAAACUAUCACCGUUUAGGGAGUAUAGAUUGUUGACAGCAUUGAGCGAGAUGGAAACUAGAUUAACAGUGUUGUUGGUGGCGAAAAUUAAACAGAUAUGGUUUUUUUUUAUUGUACAUAGACAAGAUUAAUUCACUUCAAUAGUAUAAGUGUGAUAAAGGAUAGAAAACAAUCGUAUUUAAUGCAAUAUAUACUAACUAGAUCUAAUUAAACAAUUGAUCAAUCCUAAUUGAUAAUAAUAAUGAGAGAGAAAGUAGAGUAGUUAUCGAAAAAAGGCGAUUGGCCGCUAAUGUUUCGGAGAAAUAUUGAGAAAUCCUACACUACACUAUACAUUACGUAAUACUAAAAUGCACUCUAA